Molecule: messenger RNA, 4028 nt
Organism: Haplochromis burtoni (Burton's mouthbrooder)
Lineage: Eukaryota; Metazoa; Chordata; Actinopteri; Cichliformes; Cichlidae
Gene: slc26a5
Product: solute carrier family 26 member 5
Exons: 18
Coding region: 1202-3421 (739 amino acids)
Biological process (GO): transmembrane transport
Cellular component (GO): membrane
Molecular function (GO): chloride transmembrane transporter activity; secondary active sulfate transmembrane transporter activity; oxalate transmembrane transporter activity
Source: RefSeq, a predicted model, not a curated record
UGAUCAGGGUGCUGCUGCUGUGGUAUCAGGGAUAUUUGCUUGUUGCACUUCAGGUCUCUGAGCUUCUAUACAUAUAUAUGCAACAAUAUUAAUAUGCAUUACUUUUAUUGUUCAUAAUUAUACAUUUAAAUAUAAAAAUACACUUUUAAACAUGAGUUAGUUCCAUAAUCCAUGAGGGGAAAGUGGAAGCCAAACCAGCCACUCUAGCCAUUUCACGUUGACCAAUACCUGUUAAACCUGAGCAAGCACACCCUGUGCAGAGGUUGUGCAGCAGAGGACAAACAAACUUUGCUUAACCUACUUUUUUUUUGCAUGACUCUGUUGGAGCUGCGAUAUUUGGUUAUACUCAGACUGCUGUGUGACUUUCUGCUGUUGUUCAUGAGAUGUUUACCACCCAGAGUUCUUUCUCUCUGACUGCAGUCUUGUGAUUUCACACAGACCAUAAAUAAACUUCAACUAAAGUCAUUUUCCUCAUUUACAGUUACACGAGUGCUCACUCCAAAGCCGAAUCCUGGCUUGCAGCACGUGUUGGUGACCAACACGGCACCGGGAGGAGGGCGCCAGGCCUGCCACACGUCAAACACUUUCUGCUUCAUCAUCCACCCCCUGUCCCCAAACACGAGAGCUCCCACUCUGACUCCAGAGUGUCUACAGCGGUGUUGUGUGUCUGUAAUAAAUGUGCCUGCCAUAUUUGGUAUUUGUCUUGAGAGAGAACAGGAAAUGCCAGAUUUGGAAAACCUUUUAGACAAAAACUGCUAAAAUGUAAAGGUCCCCUUUCCUUUCUGUCUUCUAGCACUGAUAUUAAAGCAUAGCAAGAACAUAAAGUAGGCCUGCCCUUUGUUUUAGGACUACAAAGUGGGAAGAUAAAGACAACAACGCAUGCGUGCAGAGCUACUCCCGUUCAUGCGGACCGGAAGUUGCAAGAAAGUUUUACGCAGAGGGACUCAUCCUGUCCGCACAUCCUAUCUGUGGUUUAUCGUCAGCGUUUGGUGCUCUAGUUAAAGGACGUUGCCCUUGUUAAACUUCAACCGGAGAGGUCAGUUUAUGUACUUGUGUUCUCCUUGAGCCGACAGCAUCUUAGCGGCUGGAGGGAAACAAGGAGGAUGGAGGUUUAAGGAAUGAGGAUAUACCAGCCGAGAAGAAAAAGCGGGAGAGAUAAACUACACGGGACAGAUUCUACGCCAGCCCUCCGGCCUCUACCAUGGAGCAAGAAGAAGAAGUGGUGGCUGCAGCAGCUCGAGAGGAUGAAGACUCCCAGCUGAUUUACAGGAUCGAGCGUCCUGUCUACAAUGAAACUCUGAUCCAGGCACAGCUUCUUAAACGCAAAGAAGACACCACCACAAAUUGUCAGAAGCUGGCAGAAAAGUUCCAGUGUUCUUCAGAGAAGGCCAAGGCAGCAGCUCUGAGCUUCAUGCCUAUUCUCUCAUGGCUGCCGUCGUAUCCAGUCAAGAAGUACCUCUUUUCAGACGUGGUCUCAGGUCUCAGCACGGGAGUCGUGCAGCUUCCACAAGGACUAGCCUACGCUAUGCUGGCUGCGGUGCCUCCUGUUUAUGGUCUGUACUCCUCCUUCUACCCGGUCCUGCUGUACACCUUCUUUGGCACGUCCAGACACAUAUCAGUAGGUACCUUUGCUGUCAUAAGUCUGAUGAUUGGGGGCGUCGCUGUGAGGGAGGCACCAGACAGCAUGUUUAUGAAUAUCAAUGCUACUGGAUCCAACGCAUCUGAUGCCAUCAACGUGGAGCUUCGUGAUAAGAGCAGGGUCCAGGUGGCCGUGAUGGUCACAACCCUGGCGGGACUCAUCCAGAUUGUUUUAGGUCUUCUCAGGUUUGGCUUUGUAGCAAUCUACCUCACCGAGCCCCUGGUGCGAGGCUUCACCACAGCAGCAUCCAUGCACGUCGUCAUCUCCCAGCUGAAGUACUUGCUGGGGGUGGAAACGCAGCGUUAUUCUGGCUUUCUCUCUGCUAUUUAUAGUGUCAAAGCAGUGCUCAGCACAAUCACCAGCACCAAUAUUGCCACUUUCCUUCUGGGGCUCGGGUGUAUCAUCUUCCUUUACGUGAUCAAAGUUCUCAACGAGCGCUUCAAGAAGAAGCUGCCCAUUCCCAUUCCUGGAGAGAUCAUUGUGGUCAUCGUGUCCACGGGCAUCUCCUAUGGUUUGUCGUUAUCAAAGGAAUACAAGGUCCAUGUGGUUGGGAACAUACCAACAGGGCUUCGCCCUCCUGCUGCCCCAAACAUCUCGCUGCUGCCCAAUUUGGUCACAGAUUCUUUUGCUAUAGCGAUUGUAGGAUUCUCCAUGGACGUCUCGCUGGCCAAGAUCUUUGCCCUGAAACAUGGCUACAGUGUGGAUGGCAACCAGGAGCUCAUUGCACUCGGUCUGUGUAACUUCAUCAGCUCCUUCUUCCAAACGUUUGCUGUCACCUGCUCCAUGUCGAGGAGUCUGGUCCAGGAGAGCACAGGAGGCAAAACACAGAUUGCAGGGCUCCUGGCGUCGCUGCUGGUGCUGGUGGUGGUGGUGGCCGUGGGCUUUGUCUUCGAGCCGCUCCCUCAGACUGCGCUGGCUGCCAUCAUCAUGGUCAACCUCAUAGGGAUGUUCAAGCAGUUCAGAGACAUUCCCAGUCUGUGGAGGACCAGCAAGAUUGAACUGGCCAUCUGGGUGAUCGCCUUUAUCGCUUCUGUGCUGCUGGGACUGGACUACGGCCUCCUGGUGGCCGUCACAUUCGCCAUAUUGACAGUCAUAUACAGGACACAGAGCCCUAAAACUUCCAUCCUGGGUCACGUCGCUAACACGGGGCUCUACUGUGACGUCGACGAGUAUGAAGAGGCGGCUGAAUAUGAGGGGAUUAAGAUCUUCCACUCCAACUCUUCAGUCUACUUUGCUAACAGUGACCUGUAUGUGAACAGCCUCAAGGAGAAGACGGGGCUAAACCCUGAACACUUACAAGCUGCUCGGAAAGCCCAAAAAAAAAGAAAGGAGAAGACGAACAGCAAUCGGUCGUCUCCGCUGAAAAUCUGUGCCAGGUACAAGGAUGAGACGGUGACUCAUGACGUUUUGUCCCAGAGCCACGUGGCGGAGGAUCAGAAGAACGGCCAGUUUGGCGACAGACAUGGCGACUCAGAGGAGGCGGUCUUCCUUGAGCCUUUCAGCACAGUCCACUCCAUCAUCCUGGACUGGACGUCUGCAACUUUCAUCGACUCAGUGGGAGCUAAAGCCAUCAGACAGGUCAUUAAAGAGUAUGCCGCCGUAGAUGUCCGGGUGGUCAUAGCUGGCUGCAACAGAAACCUGCUGGCUGAACUGGACACCUUGAAGUUCUUCACUAAGGACCUGACCACAGACUUCCUGUUCCCCACCGUCCACGACGCCGUGCUCCACUGUCAGCACUCAAACUCUCACCCGUCUGUGGCUGCGGUCAGUGACACGACCUGAGAGGAUGGGACGUAACUGAGAACAAGUCACAGGAAUGGGACGUGGUGGCGCUCUCACAACCUCACUGUGAACUUGUUUUCAGCUGAAAUAUCAGGAGUGUUUUUCAGUCUUGUUAAAGUUCCAAAGCAGCAAGAACAUCGUUUUAAUCAGAACCUUCAGGAUGUGGCGUCCAGCCUGAUUCCUCUGCAGUGUUGACGCUGCACUUUAGUCAUGUUGUAGUUCUCACUGUUUGCUGAAGUACUUUUUAAAGCUGCAGCUUUGUCUACAUGAUGUUAGCAGGUACUGUUGGAGGCCUUGUUGUAAACAUGUAAUACUGACCACCUCAUUAUCACGCUGGUACCAAAUUGUUACCUAUAAUCUGUCAAUAUGAUUUUUGUUAUUCUGAUCUGGAAUGACCUUUCCAGUCUGUUUGCAGUGUCAUGUUGCCGUUACUGUACACUUGCAUUGGUAUGACUCAUAUAUGAAUGCAGUGGACAGCUUUAAUUGUGCUGUUAGUGAACGACACAGGAGGCCUUUCAAGCUCCCUGUGCUUAUUUUGUUAAACACUGAAACUGAAAUCUGGAAUAACUUUUAUUUUUUAGUGAACAACAAUAACAACAAAACAAAA